AUGGAGCAAAAUAAGCGCGCGAGACUGGAGAACGUACGUGUCGAUGGCAUAACCGAUUUUGAAAGAGGACAACGAGAUUUCGCUCCAUCUGCGCCCAGCAAUACCGACAGUACUGCCAUUCGCGCUGACUUUACCAGCGCCGAAAAGGAGUACACGAACGGAGUUCUUGCAGCGAACAGAUGGAGAAGUCACAGAGGAAGCCUCACCGGAGAGAUCGUGCGGAUUCCCGAUGUGGAUUCUGGAUAUCCCAAAAGUGUUUUUCCGACCAAGUGGGAGGAUGGCCAAGCUUUGCCAGCAUCAGUACAAAGUUUUGAUAUCCAAGAUGGUUAUCCGGAUCAGAACGAGUUCAGAAUGAAAUUUGGGGUUAUCAUACCUUCAACAAAUACGACUGUUGAGUAUGACUUUUGGAACAUGGUGAUGCUCAAUCGUGAAGCUUGCAAGGGAAUUGGUUUUCACACCUCCGGCAUUCUCAUUGACAGCCCAAAGUUGGCCACUGAUGAGGAUAUGUUGAACUUUCUGGCCAUGUUUCGUAAGCAGCUCUUCACAACAGUUGACCGGCUCAUGACUGCGGAGCCUCAAUACAUCAUAAUGGGCAUGUCGUUGGAGACCUUCUUUGGUGGUUGGGAAGGAAACAAGGAGCUCAAAGAGGAAUUGUCUGUUCGAACUGGGCUCAACAUUGCAACCGGAGCAGAAGCCUGCAAGGCAUCGCUCAAAAAGUUUGGCGCGAAGCGCAUUACUGUCCUGACACCAUACCAGGAAAUAGGCGAUCGGAACGUCGUGAAGUUUUUCUCUGAGAUUGGCUUUGAAGUCUUGCGCAUUGCCGGCCUGAAAUGUGGAUCUGCUACCGACAUUGCCCAUGUGCCCGAGGCUUGGUGCGAAAAGGUCGUCCGAGAAAACCUUUGUGUUCCUGGCGUCGAUGCCAUUGUCCAAUGUGGUACCAAUCUCUCCUUUGUUCCGCUGGCUGAAAGAUUGGAGCAGGAACUUGGCAUUCCGAUCAUCGCCAUCAAUGUGGCUUGCCUGUGGUUUAGUUUGCGCGAAGUUGGCAUUGACGUGAAACUGAAUGGUUGCACCCGACUUUUCCGCGAGCAUUGA
Durusdinium trenchii is the source of this 1092-nucleotide messenger RNA. Lineage: Eukaryota; Dinophyceae; Suessiales; Symbiodiniaceae. The record is from the annotation of a GenBank genome assembly.